AGAAAAUCUUUAAAGUUGCCACCAACACAAAUGCAUAAAUAGCGGGAGAGAAGCAAAGUGAGCUUCAUCACAUCAAAAGACAAAACACACAUCACUAUUACACGAUGAUGAUGGAGCACAAAGCCAACAUGGCAAUGGUGUUUGUACAGAUUGUAUACGCAGGCAUGCCAUUGCUCUCUAAAGUAGCCAUCUCUCAAGGAACCAACCCUUUUGUCUUUGUUUUUUAUAGACAAGCCUUCGCGGCUCUUGCCUUGUCCCCUUUCGCAUUCUUCCUUGAAAGCUCCAAGUCCUCUCCUCUAUCGUUUAUCUUGCUGCUCAAAAUAUUCUUUAUCUCCUUAUGCGGACUCACGCUGAGUCUUAAUCUCUACUAUGUGGCCAUCGAGAACACCACCGCCACCUUCGCGGCAGCCACCACCAACGCCAUCCCCUCUAUCACAUUCGUCUUGGCUCUCCUAUUCAGAUUAGAGACGGUGACCUUGAAGAAGUCACACGGAGUGGCCAAAGUCACUGGUUCAAUGGUUGGAAUGUUGGGCGCAUUAGUGUUUGCUUUUGUAAAAGGGCCAAGUUUGAUAAACCACUAUAACAGCAGCACCAUCCCAAACGGCACCGUUCCAUCAACCAAAAAUUCUGUAAAAGGUUCAAUCACAAUGCUCGCUGCCAAUACUUGCUGGUGUUUGUGGAUUAUCAUGCAGAGCAAGGUGAUGAAGGAAUAUCCAGCGAAGUUGCGAUUGGUAGCACUUCAAUGCUUGUUCAGUUGCAUACAAAGCGCAGUUUGGGCAGUCGCGGUGAACAGAAACCCAUCAGUUUGGAAAAUCGAAUUCGGCUUACCUCUUCUCUCAAUGGCUUAUUGUGUACGUUUAAUCCUAUCUCUAAUCUCUAAAUAUGAAGUUCCUCUUCUUGUUUAUUAAAAGAAUGAUCAAAGAAAAUUAAAUAGGGAAUUAUGGUGACUGGACUGACAUAUUGGUUACAAGUAUGGGCAAUAGAGAAGAAAGGGCCAGUAUUCACUGCACUAUACACUCCUUUAGCUCUCAUCCUUACUUGCAUUGUCUCAUCUUUCCUUUUCAAGGAAACAUUUUACCUUGGAAGUGUGGGUGGGGCAGUGUUGUUGGUGUGUGGACUAUACCUUGGUCUAUGGGGUAAAACUAAAGAAGAGGAAAUACAAAGAUAUGGUGAAAAGCAAAGCCAAAAAGAAAUUAUAGAAGAAGUUAUCAUCGUCUAGGAUUGCAUCUCAAAAGGCAUCAGUACACCCAUAUUCCACGUCCUUUGAUACUUUUAUUGUCGCAGUUAUCAUAUGAAUAAUGUCUAAUUUUCAUGUAAUGUGUAAAUAUUAAUGUGGAGUUUUCUUUUCCUCAACGUAAUGUUUUAUUGAUUAAAUAAUGAGGUAACAUAUUGGGUAUAUUAGUGACGAUUAGAGGCAGUAGAUUUGUAGCCAUUCACCAACUCAAAAAGUUGAAAAUGAA
Molecule: messenger RNA, 1460 nt
Organism: Arabidopsis thaliana (thale cress)
Lineage: Eukaryota; Viridiplantae; Streptophyta; Magnoliopsida; Brassicales; Brassicaceae
Gene: UMAMIT22
Product: nodulin MtN21 /EamA-like transporter family protein
Exons: 6
Coding region: 105-908 (267 amino acids)
Biological process (GO): transmembrane transport
Cellular component (GO): membrane
Molecular function (GO): transmembrane transporter activity
Source: RefSeq, marked reviewed